Sceloporus undulatus (fence lizard) is the source of this 1150-nucleotide messenger RNA. It is a transcript of the gene DERL1, whose product is annotated as derlin 1. Lineage: Eukaryota; Metazoa; Chordata; Lepidosauria; Squamata; Phrynosomatidae. Gene Ontology annotation, molecular function: ubiquitin-specific protease binding; misfolded protein binding. The record is from RefSeq and is a predicted model, not a curated record. The coding region runs from base 130 to 885 and encodes 251 amino acids. Gene Ontology annotation, cellular component: Hrd1p ubiquitin ligase ERAD-L complex; endoplasmic reticulum membrane. Gene Ontology annotation, biological process: endoplasmic reticulum unfolded protein response. The transcript is spliced from 8 exons.
UGGCCGCAAUCGGCCGAAUCGGGUACGGCCACGUCGGAGGAAGGAGUAAAGCGCGAGGUCCGGCGGCAGGAGAGAAGCGGAAGGCUCGGCUUCUAGGCCUCGGCCGGACGCCCCGGUCGCGUAGGCGAGAUGUCGGAGCUCGGGGAAUGGUUCCGGAGCAUCCCGCUGAUCACCCGCUACUGGUUCGCGGGCUCCAUCGCGGUGCCCCUGUUCGGCAAGCUAGGCCUCGUCAGCCCCAUCUCCCUCUUCCUGUGGCCCGACGCCUUCCUCAACCGCUUCCAGAUCUGGAGGCCAAUAACUGCGACGUUCUAUUUUCCUGUUGGACCAGGAACAGGAUUUCUUUACUUGGUCAACUUAUAUUUUUUGUAUCAGUAUUCAUCCCGGCUGGAAACAGGUGCUUUUGAUGGAAGGCCUGCAGACUAUAUGUUUAUGCUUCUCUUCAACUGGAUCUGCAUAGUUAUUACUGCUUUGGCAAUGAAUAUGCAGUUGCUGAUGAUCCCACUGAUCAUGUCUGUGCUUUAUGUUUGGGCCCAGCUGAAUAGAGAUAUGAUGGUGUCAUUUUGGUUUGGGACACGGUUUAAGGCAUGCUACUUACCGUGGGUUAUUCUGGGAUUCAACUACAUCAUUGGAGGCUCUAUCAUCAAUGAAUUAAUUGGCAACCUGGUUGGUCAUCUGUACUUCUUCUUAAUGUUUAAAUAUCCAAUGGACUUGGGAGGAAGAAAUUUACUAUCAACACCUCAAUUCCUGUACCACUGGCUGCCUAAUAGGAGAGGAGGAGUGUCGGGAUUUGGUGUACCACCUGCCAGCAUGCGCAGACCCGCAGACAAUCGCCAGGGUGAAGGAAGACACAACUGGGGGCAGGGUUUUCGACUGGGUGAUCAAUGAAAAAACUUUCUGCUUCUCCCUCCCCCCCAUUUUUUUUGGUUUGGUGGUGUGUGCGAGGAACAUCUUCAAUCCUACAUGGGAAUGAUUCCUACUGUGGAGUGUAUUCAAGGUCAGGGUUGCUCUAGUACUUUUGGGUCAAAUCCAUUAAGCAUUCUUGUUUGUCCUUGGUGGAAGACACUACAGCUGAAGACACAAGAUUUGAUUUUACUUCAGGCUCUUGAAUAUUGCUCAUCAAUGCUGCCAUUAAAAAGAAAACACAUUUUAA